This is a messenger RNA of Lactuca saligna, 510 nucleotides long. The record is from the annotation of a GenBank genome assembly. Lineage: Eukaryota; Viridiplantae; Streptophyta; Magnoliopsida; Asterales; Asteraceae.
AUGCAGAUCUUCGUGAAAACCCUAACCGGGAAAACCAUCACCCUUGAGGUUGAGAGCAGUGACACUAUUGACAAUGUAAAGGCAAAGAUUCAGGACAAGGAAGGUAUUCCACCGGAUCAGCAGAGGUUGAUCUUUGCCGGAAAGCAACUUGAAGAUGGCCGAACUCUUGCUGAUUACAACAUCCAGAAAGAGUCUACUCUUCAUUUGGUGUUGAGGCUAAGAGGAGGUAUCAUUGAGCCCUCUUUGAUGGCAUUGGCUAGGAAAUACAAUCAAGACAAAACUAUUUGUCGCAAGUGUUAUGCUCGCCUGCACCCAAGGGCUGUGAACUGCAGGAAGAAGAAGUGUGGCCACAGCAACCAGCUAAGGCCAAAGAAGAAGAUUAAGUAGACUUUUGUAUGUGUUGGAAGAAGAACAUUUUGGUUAAUUCUAGUAGGAUGCCUUUAACUUUCAUUAAGCGUUGUAAACAAUAUAAAGUAAACAUGAUGGGUUGUUUUUCGAAUUCAAAGAAGC